AUGCCAAAUUGCAAGGACUGUGGCCAUUGGGUCCCCACAACCUCUGGGCUCAACAAGCAUAUCACCAAGUCCCAACAAUACCACAAGAAGUGGCUCAAACAGCUGCAGGAUUUCAGUGUCAAUGUCUUUAAUCUGGGUGGGGGGUUUGUUGAGCCGGGGCCAGAAGAACAUGGUGACGGCAGUGAAGACGGACUAGAAGAACUUGAUUUCGCCAAUGAAUUUGACAUACCACUGGAAGAGCCAGACUUACCUCACAUUACAAGUGAAGAACCAUGCCACCAAGUGCAAGUUGAAGUCGAAGAGGUGCCAGACGAGUAUGAACCUGUGCAAGUUGGCCUGGGAGACAAUGCUCGUUGGAUUGAAACCUAUCCUACAGAGGCAUUAGCAGGUGUGCCAGUGACAACUCAGGAGAACAUGCCCACAAAGUUUCACAGAAUACAAGCAGACUUGGAGAACAGCAGCAACAGAAUGUGGGGACCUUUUGAAGAUGAAGAUGAGUGGGAGCUUGCAAAGUGGCUCAUUCAAAAUGUGGGCCAAAAUCAGGCUGACAAGUUCCUAAAGCUUCCAAUUAUCAAGGAACAUACCAGACCUUCAUAUACAACCAACAAGUCAUUCUUGAAGAAAAUUGAUGGCCUACCCACAAAAGGUCCUAAGUGGCAUUAUGACCUCAUCAAGGUUGCAGGAGAUGUUGUUGAUACAGAUGGCGAGAUGUUGACAACCAAGUUGGAGUUGUGGCAGUGUGACCCAGUAGAAUGUAUUUGGGAACUUAUUGGAAACCCACCAUUCAAGGAUAGUCGGAUAUAUGAUGAUAUGUGGAUAUGUGAUUGGUGGUGGGAGACACAGAGCAAAUUAGCACCAGGUGCUACUAUAGCACCAGUCAUCCUCGCCUCUGACAAAACAAGUCUGUCUCAGUUUCGUGGAGAUAAGUCAGCAUGGCCUAAACCAUGGAUGCAUGGCGCCAUCCUGAUUGGCUAUCUACUUGUGGCAAAGCUAGACUGCUUUAGUAAAGCCACUUGGUCAGUGGCAGGGUACCGUCUUUUUCAUGAGUGCAUGCAACCAGGGCAGGAGGGAGUUGGAAUGGUAUGCACAGAUGACAGGGUGCAGAGAGUACAUCCUAUCCUAGCAGCUUAUGUUGCAGAUCACCCUGAGCAGUGCCUUGUUGCAUGUACCAAAGAGAGUUUUUGCCCAAAGUGCCGUGUUCAUCACCAAAUGAUGACAAUCCUACAGCACAAGCAAUCCAGCCAGAGAGUGGCCGCUUAUACACGACAAGGCCUAUGUCCUGUCUAUUGUCCUUUCUGGGCAGAUCUGCCCCAUGCCAACAUCUUUGCAAGUGUCACACCUGAUAUAUUACAUCAACUCCAUAAAGGAGUCUUCCACAAUCAUCUUCUGAAGUGGUGGAUUUCUCUCGUGUCUCAGUGGACAGGGACAGAGCACUGUGAAAUGCAACAUGUAUUUCUAGGUGUCCUUGCAGGUGCCGUUCAGCCCACCGUAUUUUGUGCUGCACAGGCUGUGCUGGAUUUUAUCUUCUAUGCUCAGUUUCAUUCUCACACAUCACAGACUCUUGAUGCACUCAAAAAUGCACUGGAUGAGAUCUCUCUCCAUUCAAUGACACACUAUGUCAAGUCAAUCAAGUCACAUGGAUCGGCCAAUGGUUUUAACACUGAAUUCCCAAAACGUUUACAUAUCAAUUUCGCCAAGAAUAUGACUAAAUGGUUGAUGCGACAGGAUAUGAGAUUCCAGGAGCUGGCAGACACUGGUGGAGAUGAGGAAGACGAUGAGAAUGAGACCAUCUUGAAUGAUGAAGGCAUCAGUGACCAGCUAACACAUAUCCUCUUAGCAUGUCCUUCAUUCAGGGCAUUGACUGUUGCUGCAAUUACACACACUUUCGGUGCUCUGAAUUUUUUGCUGGCACUGACACAACAUCUGCGCAAUGCUGCACCUAAUGGACCUGUUGUUAGUGAAUGGGAUCAUUUUGAUGGUUAUCGACGACUCUCCAUCCCAUAUGCAAAGUUACCUGUGGUUCACAUGGGAAAGGAUCUUGAUUGGAUUCGUGCAACCCCCCAAACUGCACCAGCAGGGCGUUCAUUCAGUACUGUUGAAAAAUUUGACACUGUACUUGUGCAUGUGGGCAGAGACAAUGAGCACACUCGAGGCACUGCAUUAGAAGGUCUUCAAAUUGUGCAGCUUCGAUUCAUUUUUGAUAUCCCAUGUCACUUAAGAGUGGCGGGACAACUGUGUCAUUUAGCUUAUGUUGAAUGGUUUCAACCAUUUUGUGUGCGAGAUGAAUUGUUUCAGAUGCACGCUGUUACACGCUCUUAUGCUGGUCGUGCACCCCGCUCCAGCAUAAUCCCUGUGUCAAGCAUCAUUCAUAGCUGUCACCUCAUUUCAAAAUUCGGCACUCAAGUGGACAGGAGUUGGGUUGCAGCGCAUGUAUUGGAUAGCUGUAAGACAUUCUACCUUAAUACAUGGAUAGAUAUGUACACUUUUUAUAAAUUUUGCAACAAGAAGGCUUGA
Messenger RNA from Suillus bovinus, 2514 nucleotides. RefSeq names its product Zn-finger domain-containing protein. The record is from RefSeq and is a predicted model, not a curated record. Lineage: Eukaryota; Fungi; Basidiomycota; Agaricomycetes; Boletales; Suillaceae. The coding region runs from base 1 to 2514 and encodes 837 amino acids. The transcript is spliced from 14 exons.